CACACACACACACACUGAGCUGGUGCCAAAUGUGGUGUAACCCCCCCAAUAGAAGAGAGUGUGUGUGUGCGUGUGUGUCCUCUUGGCAGGCGGAGAGAGGAGUGUGUGUGUUCCAUACAUCAUCCCAGCGAGAGAGCGGAGAGGAGGAGAGAGACAACUUCACCAUAAGCGGCGCGCACAGUCCAGCAGGAGAGCGCGCAGCGUGCACACACCCGUGGUCCGCGCUCGUCCGUGUGCGGGUUUGAUUCCGAAAGGAGGAAGAGAAGCGGAAAGUUAUUCAGAGUCGGGAUGCAUCUGUGAGCAGACUUCCACCAAAGUGUCGGGACUUCGUCAGUGGUUGCGUUCAAGUGGAUGAUAAUAUUAUUCCGAAGAAUAUUAUCACGGGAGUGCGUGCGCAGAAGGAUCCAGGCUCGAUUGCACGCGACCGGCAGGAGCAAACUACAGCAUGAUUGUGCUUUAUCUCAUCUUUUGCCUUAUGGCCACUGUCGCCACACGAGCAGCCUACUUCUCCCAGCAGCCUCAGGACCAGGUGGUGGUGUCUGGGCAGUCCGUCACUCUACCAUGUGUCAUUGUGGGCUACCGGGGUAUGGUGCAGUGGACCAAAGAUGGACUGGCGUUGGGUGGUGAGAGAGACCUACCAGGCUGGACGCGCUACUCCUUAAUGGGCGACCCGCUAUCAGGCGAGCACAGCUUGCUGAUCGAUUCGGCAGAGCUGGUGGAUGACGCCGUGUACGAAUGUCAGGCGACACAGGCGGGCCUGCGCUCCCACCGUGCCAAGCUCACUGUGCAAGUCCCUCCCUUGGAUCCCGUAGUGGAGGGCGGUCCUGUCGUGCGUCUUAAAGCGCACACGCCAUACAACCUCACCUGCAGAUCCUCGGGGGCCAAACCGGCUGCUGAGAUCACCUGGUACAGAGAUGGCGAAGUCAUGGAAACGACCAUUUACUCCAAGACACUGAUGGAGGAUGGGAAGAGGGAGGCAGCUGUCAGUAUGCUUCCAAUCAUCCCGGAGGACAGCGACUCCGGCCGCACCUACACCUGCAGGGUUCUUAACCCAGCUGCCCCUGCUGGGAGACAGACAUCCAUCACUAUCAAUGUCCAACACCCUCCUGCGGUGGUUUUAUCAGUGCAGCCUCAGACGGUGACCGAGGGCGCCAAAGUGCUUUUCAUAUGCACUGCUUCAGCCAAUCCAGAAAUCACCGGCUACAGGUGGUCUAAAGGAGGAGUACCCAUCUCCGAGGCAAACGGGGACAGCCUUGAGGUGACGGUGGACUACUCCUACUUCACAGACCCAGUUUCCUGCGAGGUGUCCAACUCUGUCGGCAGCACCAACGUUAGCACCCUGGUUGAUGUUCAAUUUGGCCCCAGAUUGCUGUCAGGGCCCAAGCCAAUGACGGUGGACAUUGGCAUGGAUGCAGCCUUCACAUGCACAUGGACUGGAAACCCUCCUUUGACCCUGGCCUGGACCAAGCAGGGCUCAAGCGAGGUGCUUAGCAACAGUAACACCUUGCAGCUGAAAGCCGUAACGCAGGCGGAUGCUGGUACUUACACCUGCAAGGCCAUCGUACCUCGAAUCGGAGUUGCAGAACGAGAAGCCACCCUGACUGUAAAUGGCCCACCUAUUAUCACAGCAGAGCCCACACAGCAUGCAGUCAAGCACUCCAAGGGCAAGCUGGAGUGCCGGGUGGGAAGCAGCCCGCCACCUUAUAAGAUUGUAUGGUCGUUUGGAGACAUCAGCCUUUCCUCCGGUUCCUCUGGUCGUUACUCGGUGCAGACCGUGACCAGCGACCAAGGAGUCGUGUCUUCUCUGGUGCUGUCCGAGGCGCUGGCGCCGGAUUUUGAGCUGCGCUACAACUGUACUGCUUGGAACAACUUUGGCACUGGCACCGCCUUGGUCGCCCUGAAGGAGCAAGAAGCCCCGCCUAUGUUGUUAAUUGUUGGUGGCUCCGUCGGCGGAGGCAGCGUCCUGCUCAUCUGUGUCAUCGCGCUCGUCUCCAUCUGCUGCAGGCACACAGGCAAAGGUGAGCUCAACGGCAAAAGGUGCACGCGCCUAUCCAAGAGCGACAUCAGAGUUCAAAUAGUUCACAGCGACCACAACGCCACACGCGGCAAUGACGACGAGGAGGACGUCAAGGAGCCGAUGGCGCCAAACAGCAGCGAGUCUCCCGGGACAUCUCGCACAGAACACAGCGACCUCUUGGAAGAGGAGGAGGAUGAGAGAUCGGACAUCAAGGACCCCACUAACGGCUACUACAACGUACGAGGCCAUGAAGACCGCAACAUCCGCAGCAGUGGCUUCUCAGAGUACGUGCCCAACCCCCGGCCCGUCUACACGCCGUCACAGCUGCCCUCCCCGAGCCCCAUGUACAGCCAGCACGGCACCCAGCCACGGAUCUACGACUUUGCCCACCGAUACGCUGCCAACACGGUCACCCAGUCUGCGUACGAACAGCAGCCCGCCGCCCAGCAGCAACCCACUCAACCCGCCACCAUUUACCCCACCGACCCGCUCUACAGCGGCACCGCUUACUUGCCCGCCACCUACGGCCGCGCCUUCACCAAUUACGUCAAGCCCGCCUCCUACGAGAAAGUGGACGCCUUCGACCAGUCGGACCAAGGCAGCAAAGUGUCCAGCUCGUCCCGCUUCUCUUACGCCUCGUCACAAGUGUCCUCCCAGCAGUCGGACUACGGCCGACCCUCACAACGUAUGCAGACGCACGUUUGAUUAAACAAGUAUCUAAACACUAACAAGAACGGAGACGUUCUUAACUUUUGGACAUGUCGGUGCGGGAUCAAACAAAGCUGGAGAUUUCAGCAGAUUGUGAUGUUCAGGUGGAACUUGUAAUUCCAGAGUGGUAUCUCUUCACGAUCCAAACAUACGGAGAUGUUUGCUCAGCGGACAACUCAACAGUUGACUGUGGUACAGACUAGCUGCAUUCAAGAGUCUCCUUGCAGUUUUUCGCAGCCUGAGACAAACAUCAGCAACAACAACAAAAAAAUGUUCCUGCUGUUUUUGGUUGGCAUGCGAAAGGAAUUCGAAGCACAUUUGUGUGUCUGUUAUGAAUAAAAGACUGCCAGAGUAACAAACUAACCUGCACAACAGUGGAAUACUUUAACCUGAACUGGAUACUGAAAAACAAACAUCUUGGACUUGCGGACAAAAGAAAUAGUUUGAAGGGGGGAGCGCGAGCCUGGAUUUCAAUUAAAGACAAUGUGUGGAACAAGAAGGCCAUAGAAACCCAAAGAUGGUGAUUAUUUUACAGGGAGAAAUGGGGGUACUACAUUCCUUGCCCUGGUACUACACUUUUUUUUCUACAGUGUUUUGUGACUGAGGGGGGUAAAAGUAGGGUAUUACCAGAACAAUCAAGUGUGGUAGUUUGGAACAAGGUGGCAAUCUUGAGCUAAACUUGAAUGCGGCGUCAGCAUACUCGGCAGUCCUUAUGCGGACGUUUUGCAACUCAAUCAAACGGUCUCAAAAAUGUUUACAAGACGCAGUACUACCCUGAAAAAAAAUCUCUGUACAAAUGGCCGAGCCCAUGUUUUCUCUCUGUUGCAUGCAAUCAAUAUGUCUAGUGAAAACCUUCGCAUUUAAGAUUCAUGUUCAUUUCAUGUUAAAAUAUCUGGGGUCUCAUCUAUAAGACUAUGCGUAGUAUUCUGACUAAAAUGUAGGGUUGUGCCGAUCAUCUAGGAGUGGAAUCGGCGUAUGCCAAUCACAGUACAUUUUCCAAUGUAUGAGUGCUAUUGACAGUUUAACAAUAUCAACACAAUAUUUACACUAGUUCCGUAUUCUUUUCCUCAGUGUGAAAUAUUUAUGUUCAGCCUCCUCCUCCAGUGAUUAAUUAUACUUAAUGAUACAAUAAAAUGCAGUUUAUUUGCCUUUAUGGAGGUGUUUUUGUUAGCUUAGAGGAGAGGAUUAUAGAGACACAUAAUUAGCUGCUAGCCACUUAUCAGCCGGGGAACUAUAAAUAAACAGUAUCAGUCAGAGGGGAUCGGCAAUAGAAUGCAUAAAAUGGGCAAUGGCCAUGACAUACUUUUUCACGAAAAUCGGCCGAUACUGAUCGGUACGUCCCUACUAAAAGUCUUUCAUUCCACUAAACAGUUGUGUUUUUAUAGCUCUCAUACUUUGCAUCAAAAACCCAAAUGCAACUUUUCGGCCAUGUUUGGUACGAACGCAAGCUUUAUAGAUGAGACCGGUUGGAUUCUACCUUGUGGAUGUUUCAGUAUGGAUGCCUGUACUGCCAUUUGUCGCUUGCUGCCAGGCAGCCUGACAAGAGAACAAAUUACACGAAACACUGAGGAGGCAAACAUCAUCGCUUGUCUUUAUUUUUAUAUUUUAUAUAAGCCUUAAUGUACAGCGUGUAAGCCGCUCUAUUGUAAAGUACGGUAUCUUUAUAUAUUAUGUAUUUUGGUUGACUUCAUUUGGAUCCACACAUUUUCUUGCUUAGUUUAUCAAUCAUUCAAUGUUUUUUUUUUUGGAUCACAACUAAUUGCUCGUCCAUUCUUUUUAAAUAACGUAUUAAGAAUUUUAUUUGCUACAAAUGAGCUACCAUUUGCUUGUAUCUUUGUACACAUAUUUAUAUUUAAAUAAAAACA
Molecule: messenger RNA, 4590 nt
Organism: Nerophis lumbriciformis (worm pipefish)
Lineage: Eukaryota; Metazoa; Chordata; Actinopteri; Syngnathiformes; Syngnathidae
Gene: kirrel2
Product: kirre like nephrin family adhesion molecule 3, like
Biological process (GO): cell-cell adhesion
Cellular component (GO): plasma membrane; cell-cell junction
Molecular function (GO): cell adhesion molecule binding
Source: RefSeq, a predicted model, not a curated record